UCGUGUUGUCUAAUAAUAAACGUCAUAAGUGAUAUUUGACAGCAUCAUUAUUGCGAUUUCUACAUAAAAACAUUUUUAAUUAGAUUGCAGAGUGGUAUAACAAGUCGUUUGUUUUAAAAUAACAAGAUCUUUAGUUCUCUAGCAUCCAUACUAAUGUGGGGUUAACAUUUAAUUACGAAUAAUAUUUUGUUCUUAAAUAAUCGACACAAUUGUUGUUCCGGUGGAUUAUAUGUAUUGAUCAAUUAUUAAUAGUUUUUACUGUAUUUUACAGUUUUAGAUUUAUCUGCUUCCAGAUUUUUGAAAAUAUGAUUACUUUAAGAGGAAAAUUGAAAAAGGAGAGUGACAUAGCAAAUUCAAAAAAUAAAGACUAUAAUAAACGCGUUUCAAUACGCGAUAAAUUAUUAAUCAAAGAGGUACAAGAAAUGGAACAUACCUUACCUAGUACAUGUCAGGUUAAAUUUCAUGAUCCUCAUUGUCUACACGAAUUUAUACUUUUGAUUGUUCCUGAUGAAGGGUACUGGAUUGGAGGCAGAUUUUAUUUUCAGAUUUAUAUAUCCGAAGAUUAUAACAUGGCUCCUCCAAAAGUCAAGUGCUUGACAAAGCUAUGGCAUCCAAAUAUAAGCGAAGAUGGUGAUGUAUGUCUUUCAAUAUUAAGACAAAGUAGUAUAGAUGGAAUGGGUUGGGCACCGACCCGAAAGCUUAAGGAUGUUGUAUGGGGUUUGAAUUCUCUUUUUACUGAUCUUUUAAAUUUUGAUGAUCCUUUGAAUAGAGAGGCAGCUGAUUUAUUUAUAAAAGAUAAGGAAUCUUUUAGAAGUAGGGUAAAAGAUUAUGUUAUGCAGUAUGCAAAAAGAUGAUUUAAAUUAAUGAACAAUUCUACGACAGUGUAAAUGUACAUUUAUGAAAUUAGCUUUUUAUUUUAACAAAAACAUGAAAUUUAAAUACCUUUUUUUUUUAUUUAAUAUUUUUUGCUACUAGUCCUCUUAUUCUAAAGAGAUUGUAUUUGUUACCAUCAUUUUUGUUUUUGUAUUCAUGUGCAGCUUUUGAUUGUUAUAUUACUUCAUUCUAGUUGAGAUAAAAUUUAUGUUAAUAAUGGUAAAAGGAAUGAGGACAAAAGAAUGUGUCUUGUGUACAAUAUACUUACCUUCUUUAUAGAGCAUUGUAAUGAUGGAAGAUCAUAAUUUGUAAAUAAAUUACAUAUUUAAUAAUAAAA
Messenger RNA from Osmia lignaria (orchard mason bee), 1210 nucleotides. RefSeq names its product NEDD8-conjugating enzyme UBE2F. The record is from RefSeq and is a predicted model, not a curated record. Lineage: Eukaryota; Metazoa; Arthropoda; Insecta; Hymenoptera; Megachilidae.